AUGGCGAGGGAUGCUCGCGAGUACAGGGUCGGGGAUGGCAGCUGCACAAGGUCAGGGGAUGGCAGCUGCACCAGCUGCAGUGACACGGGGACUGUCGACGGGAGGGACUGCGUCGGGUUCAAGGGUGAGUUGACUCUGUGGUUUGCCUUCAGUGAGGUGUUCACUGGUUGGCUGAUGACGACAUGCCGCACGUGGAUUGGGGGCCGGCAAGUGGGGUACCCUCCCUUUGUCUGUCUGUCUGCACGGGGGUCAGUACACAGCAAUCGCAGUUCCUCCUCUUCUGAUGCUCUACCCCCGAUGUCCCGCUACCCUCUCCUGGGCAGCGAAGGAGAAAGCAGCAGCUGUGUCUGUCAUCGUUGUCGCCGAAUGGCCAAAGAAUGCAGCAACCUCCGACUGGUCAACCACAUCAUAGCCGGCAUCUGCAUCAUCGUCUUCGCGGUUUACGUCGCCACCAUCGUCGACCUCUGGAGGCGGUUUCCUCUUGACGACGACGAUGGCUUUGGUGGCGAGCGCAGAGAGCAUCCGUACUGUGUGUCCAAGAACAUGUUGUACAAGCAAGAGGCGUGGGAAGACAUGGACCACAGAGUGACCAGAAACAAGUACUGCUUCAACAACCUCGACUGGAUCCCUGCUCUCCUUAAUCGGGCUUACGACGAUUUGGAAAAACGAAUAAAGGCACCAGAGGAAGGAAUGGGCGCAGGCAGCAGCAGGUUAACCCUGGCUACGUCAAACGACGAUAAAGGUGAAGGGCCACUACCCGUGUACCAACCUCGACCCUUUGGUCACGUGGUGCUGGACAUUAGACAUGUCUACACAGAGGACGAAAUGGCGGUGAAGUGGGCGAGCAGCGGUAUGGCGGGGUCUCAGUGGAGGGACAUGAUGCUGAAUGGUAACAAGACAGACCUGGUUGUUAGAAUACCCGGGUACUAUUACAUCUACAGUCACCUGCAGUUCAAACCCUCUGUUGCUGAUCCGCAGGACCCACCAAGACUUCAGUUGUACUUGAACUGGAGGGACAACAGCCAAGACGGCCGGCGGAAGCUGUUGGAAUCCCAAGGGCCAACUCCUUUUGUCCAGGGAGUGUUCCUCCUCCGCCAAAACGAUAACAUCAGUGUUCGCACCGACACCAGCAGACUCUACCUCGACGCCAGCAGGUCCAACUACCUCGGCAUUUUCCUCAUCUGAUGACACCAGCAGUGUCCAAGACCGCCAAGGCUGUGAAUGGACUAGAAAGAACCAGCCAACGGUCCCCAACAGGCGCAGAUGUAGAAAAGAAAAAAGAAACAGUAAAGACAGGCGUAAAUCUGUAUUUCUCUUUUGCAUAAUGUUCACAGCUAUGGCUACAGAAAGUUUGAUAAGUCUGAGGUACUGAGGGGAGAUAACGCAACAAUUGCCCCAGGGGUCCAGAGGUGUAACGGAUAAGUAUU
Molecule: messenger RNA, 1427 nt
Organism: Pomacea canaliculata
Lineage: Eukaryota; Metazoa; Mollusca; Gastropoda; Architaenioglossa; Ampullariidae
Exons: 8
Coding region: 1-1185 (394 amino acids)
Biological process (GO): immune response
Cellular component (GO): membrane
Molecular function (GO): tumor necrosis factor receptor binding
Source: RefSeq, a predicted model, not a curated record